UUUGACAAUUCUGACGUGACAGUGUGGCCUUUUUUCGAAACUUUUAGAGAAACGCUCGCCGCCACACCGCCAAGUUGCUCAUCCUCGAACGCGUCCGAGUUCGACAACAUGUGGCUAUUUUGUUAUUGUCCCGCACUUGAGUCAUCAGUAUUUGUAUCGUUGUUAUGACGUGCAAAAAAUGUGAGAUUUUAACCGCAGGCAACCCUCGGUUCGGCAGGGCCAAUAAAAGCAUCGAUUCUCUUUACAUCGAAUUGUAUUCGCUCCGAGAACACAUCCGAGCAAUUGGUCAGCAGGGAUCAUUAGAGUUGUAAAUUCGAUCGUCUCAGAGCUAAUCGAAAAAUGGGGCCCGCACGGCCAUUCGUAUUCGGACUACUCGUGUUUGGAAUCGUCGCCAUUACUCAUGGGGAUGAGUGGGUCUCUAAGAGCUCGUACAGCGAACAGGUCUCUGAUGGCAAGGUCGUGACUUCUUCUUCGAACAGCGAUUCACAGUUGCGCUCGAUUUCGUCAAGCGACGGUCGUAACCAGCUGAAUCCGGCUGGUUUGUAUUACAACCAGGUUUGGCCAGAAGAAGGCUUGCUCACCCGAUUCAAGAGAGAACCCCGAGGCGGCGGAAGGGGCGGCGGCGGAAGGGGAGGCGGCGGAAAAGGCGGCGGCGGAAAAGGCGGCGGCGGAAGGGGCGGCGGCGGAAAAGGCGGCGGUGGAAAAGGCGGCGGCGGAAAGGCAGGGAGGGACGCAUUAAAAAAAGAGGCUGCGCGUUUGGCAAGAGAAGAAGCGCAACGCAGAUUAGAAGAAGAGAGAAGGAAACGAGAGGAAAAAAGGAAUGGCUAGGAUUCACAAAGCGUUAAAUCAAAAGUCGCGUGUGACGCUCCGAAAACAUUGAAACGCUGCGUAUCACAUGCAAUUUUGACGCGCUAAAAAAUUGAAUCUUUUGUGUAUCGUAAGCGAAAGAAAAAACAUAUUUUUCGAGGAA
Venturia canescens is the source of this 970-nucleotide messenger RNA. RefSeq names its product RNA-binding protein cabeza-like. Bases 340 to 828 code for a protein of 162 amino acids. The record is from RefSeq and is a predicted model, not a curated record. The transcript has 2 exons. Lineage: Eukaryota; Metazoa; Arthropoda; Insecta; Hymenoptera; Ichneumonidae.